CCCAACGUUCUAUCCCUCCCAAGGUCACCUGUCGCCACUGAUCCUUACGCCCUACCGGCACAUUUCUUCCUCAACUCGGGUAUUUAUAAAGACCGCUUGCUGCUGGCAAGAGACACUGGCACUGCUCAAAUAUCUUUGACAUUAUCACUGUGUGAAAACAUGCAAGCCAAAAGCAAAACCGAGAACCGUGCCGAAUACUGUACCGGGUACUCGGAGGACGUGGACGUCAUCCGAGAGCGGGAGUAUCCCUUCCUCAAAGAUACGACUUACUUAGACCAUGCCGGCACAACGUUGUAUCCCAAGUCGUUGAUCGACUCCUUCGCACGCGACCUGACUUCGAACCUUUUCGGCAAUCCUCAUUCUCGAUCUGCAUCAUCCCAGCUGUCUACACAGCGCAUAGAUGAUAUCCGCCUCAGGGCACUUCGCUUUUUUAAUGCGGACCCGGAUGAGUUUGAUCUCGUAUUCGUAGCGAAUGCUACAGCUGCCAUUAAGUUAGUGGCGGAUGUGUUCCGGGACUCAUCGCCACAGGGGUUUUGGUAUGGAUACUUUAUAGAUGCGCAUACGAGCCUGGUAGGAGCGCGGGAGAUUGCGGAAAAGGGGCAUAGAUGCUUCCUGACCGGUGGUGAGGUUGAGCAAUGGAUAUCGGAGUUGGUUACCGAUCAAAAGAACUUCCCCAGGCUAUUUGCAUACCCUGGGCAGUCCAAUUUGAACGGUCGUCGCUGUCCUAUGCAGUGGUGUAAGAAGAUACGGGAUGGGAGUUCAAACGCGGCAAAUGUUUAUACCCUGCUUGAUGCUGCAUCGCUCGUUUCCACUUCACCCUUGGACCUGAGUGAUGCAUCUGCUGCGCCUGAUUUUACAGCGCUCAGCAUUAUUGCGAAACGCAAGUUCUUCGGCGGCGGGACAGUUGAUAUGGUUCUGGCCCAAGGAACACCAUGGCAUGCAAAGAAAUCCACGAUCCACGAGCGCUUAGAGGAUGGUACUUUGCCGUUCCAUAAUAUUAUUGCGCUUGAUUCUGCGUUGUCUGCACAUGAACGUCUUUUUGGAUCGAUGGGCAAUGUCUCGUCCCACACACGCUACCUGGCAAAGCGGCUACACAACCGGUUGGCCACGAUGACCCAUUUCAAUGGGAAGAAAGUUUGUCAUUUGUAUAUGUCCCCAGAAUCAGACUUUGACAAUCUCACGCAAGGGCCGAUCAUUGCGUUCAACAUACGGAAUAGCUCUGGUGCGUGGGUUGGAAAGUCUGAAGUUGAGAGGCUCGCGAAUGUCAAGAAGAUACAUAUCCGGUCAGGAUCUCACUGCAACCCGGGAGGAACGGCAACUAGCCUUGGCUGGACCGGGCCUGAAUUGCUCCGUAACUUCUCCGCUGGACUGCGCUGUGGUGAUGAUCACGACGUCAUGGAUGGGAGGCCGACUGGCAUCUUAAGAGUCAGUCUCGGUGCGGUCUCCAACCUCAGAGAUAUUGACACAUUCACGAGGUUCAUUGACGAGUUUUACAUCGAAAAGGCGCCGGAAUGUAUAUCUCUGGUUCCACCGAUGGAAGUUAGCUUGCAAGAGCCCAGCUUCUACGUGGAGAGCCUUUCAGUGUAUCCGAUCAAGAGCUGUGGAGCGUUCAAGGUUCCCGAUGAUCAACGCUGGGAGAUCAAAAGAGAAGGCCUCGCAUGGGAUCGAGAAUGGUGUCUUAUCCAUCAAGGUACUGGCGCCGCUCUCAGUAUGAAGAAAUAUCCCCGCAUGGCGCUGAUACGGCCGGUCAUCGACCUGGAGCGUGGUGUCCUUCGUAUUACCUGCGGGUCGGACCCAAAAGAGCUGGAGGUCUCUCUCCGCCGCGAAAUCACUAAUCUAGUUACCACCUCGCUGUGUCAGAGCGCGAAAUCCUCUAACGUCUGUGGUGACCGAGUGGUCGUCCAGGCAUAUUCCUCACCUGCAGUAGCCUCUUUCUUCUCUAACUUCCUUGGUGUACCGUGUACACUUGCAAGGUUCCCGCCACAAAUCUCCACUAGGAUUUCAAAUCCCACUCGUUCGUCUAGAAGAAGCCAGAGAGCCCUCAUGCCUGGCUCUUUCCCAGAAGACCCAUCACCGACGCCUGAACAACCACCUAUACUCCUAUCCAACGAGAGCCCAAUCCUCCUCAUUUCUCGCUCGUCAGUCAAUCGCCUGAACGAAAACAUCAAGUACAGCCCUAGACCCAGCCACAGCACUCCAGCAAGGGCCGUAGAAGCCGAUGUUUUCCGCGCCAACAUUGUGGUCGCCGAGAAUCUUCACCGGCUAGCUAACGCCGAGCGUCCAUAUAUAGAAGACACUUGGGAGUCAUUCUCUGUUGGACCGGAACAGUUGGACUUUGAUGUGCUCGGAUCAUGUCAACGGUGUCAGAUGGUCUGCGUUGACCCUUAUACUGGCACCCGUCGAGAGGAGCCUUAUUCGACACUGGUGAAGACUAGGAAGAUCAACAGUAAGAUCGUGUUUGGAAGGCACGCUUCUCUAUCUAAAAUGGAGCUUUUGCAGGAUGCUGGCAACCCUAAAUCUUGCACAGUUAUGGUAGGGGAUGUUGUGACGCCGCAGAUUUCUUAA
Aspergillus nomiae NRRL 13137 is the source of this 2565-nucleotide messenger RNA. RefSeq names its product putative molybdenum cofactor sulfurase protein (HxB) (gene hxB). Gene Ontology annotation, molecular function: molybdenum cofactor sulfurtransferase activity; pyridoxal phosphate binding; molybdenum ion binding. Gene Ontology annotation, biological process: Mo-molybdopterin cofactor biosynthetic process. The record is from RefSeq and is a predicted model, not a curated record. Lineage: Eukaryota; Fungi; Ascomycota; Eurotiomycetes; Eurotiales; Aspergillaceae. The annotation marks the transcript as partial. The transcript is spliced from 3 exons.